Molecule: messenger RNA, 704 nt
Organism: Chaetomium strumarium
Lineage: Eukaryota; Fungi; Ascomycota; Sordariomycetes; Sordariales; Chaetomiaceae
Exons: 1
Coding region: 233-478 (81 amino acids)
Source: RefSeq, a predicted model, not a curated record
GUUGGCGAUGUUGCGGUGCACGAACGCGUCGCCGGGCUCGAGGCCCGUGAUCUGCUCCGCGGGGAUCCGCGAGUCGCUGCACCCGAUCCACAGGUACUCGGGGUUCUGCCCCGCCGACAGCUUGACGAAGAAGUCCGGGUCCGCCGCCUUCUUGUUGGCCGCCCACGCGCGGUUGUGCUCGAAGCAGCGGUCGUGCGUCUGCUGCAGAUAGUCCUUGACGUCCUUUUCGGCCAUGGUGCGCCAAUUGCCAGCGCCGAUCUUGGUGUUGUUGCUACGGGUGGCAGUGGUAGGCUUGAAAGCCGAUGACGAGCUUUGUCUGAUAACGGCGGGUGAGGAGAGUGUUCGGCGGGAUAUAGACCUCAGCAGUGUUGCACCAACACGCGAAUUGAGCAUCGCUCUCACAAUGUUCGGAUUCCCUCUGCAGCUGGUGGCGAGCAAAUUUCUACUCACAACAACAAGCUUGACAUCAUACGGAUAAAUGCUCAGCGAAUGGAAGCUUCAAGACGGAUCGACAGCGCGAAAAUCUUAGCGCGGCGGGCGCGGCUUGGCGGACGUCGACGUAUAGUACAACCCUAACCCUUCCUCUAGUGUUGCCUUGAGGUUGAUCUUGCAAGUCAUGGACAUUCCGAGGGCAAGAGUUUGAUAGUAUUGAUAAUAUCCGGAUUGUCAUGUUGAUAAUACGUGAAGCUACUCUAUGGAUAGCC